AUGGGCCAUUCUGCCAUCAACAAGGUAGUAACCAGAGAACACACCAUCAACAUUCAGAAGCACAUCCAUGGAGUGGGUUUCAAGAAAUGUGCCCCUGAGGCACUCAAAGACAUCCGGAAAUUUUCCAUGAAGGAGAUGAGAACUCCAGAUGUGCGCACUGACACCAGACUCAACAACACUGUGAGGGCCAAAGGAAUAAGGAAGGUUCCACACCAUGUAUGUGUGCAGUUGUCCAGAAAAUGUAACAAGGAUGAAGAUUCACCAAACCAGCUCUAUACACUGGUUACCUAUGUACCUGUCACCACUUUCAAAAAUCUAGACAGUUAA
Molecule: messenger RNA, 327 nt
Organism: Zalophus californianus (California sea lion)
Lineage: Eukaryota; Metazoa; Chordata; Mammalia; Carnivora; Otariidae
Product: 60S ribosomal protein L31-like
Exons: 1
Coding region: 1-327 (108 amino acids)
Biological process (GO): cytoplasmic translation
Cellular component (GO): ribosome; cytosolic large ribosomal subunit
Molecular function (GO): structural constituent of ribosome
Source: RefSeq, a predicted model, not a curated record